Exophiala mesophila is the source of this 4539-nucleotide messenger RNA. RefSeq lists its product as uncharacterized. Bases 665 to 2728 code for a protein of 687 amino acids. Gene Ontology annotation, biological process: phosphatidylinositol-mediated signaling; lipid metabolic process. The transcript is spliced from 2 exons. Gene Ontology annotation, molecular function: phosphatidylinositol-4,5-bisphosphate phospholipase C activity. The record is from RefSeq and is a predicted model, not a curated record. NCBI's taxonomy places the organism in Eukaryota, Fungi, Ascomycota, Eurotiomycetes, Chaetothyriales, Herpotrichiellaceae.
UAUACCGUGGUGCCCCGAAUCCUCCGUCGUCUUUGUUUCUAGGUGGUCUCCGGGUCAAAGGCUUGCCAUUGUCUUUAGUACCUAAGCUACCUACAGAUCUAACCUACAAUGCCUACGAAGUAACUUAUCUUGUAAAGUACUUGGCGUACGCCAUCUCAUCUAAGAUCUUGAUUCCUUUCAAACCACCCCACCUGGGGUAUUUCUCGAUCAAUCGCCCACUUUGGACCCAUUCACCAUGUCCAGCCAGAGGAUCAUCACUUGCCAGAGUACGCAAGCCCACUUUGUCAAUCUUUCUCGCCAUUCCUCGCUUGAAUCAUUGCGCCGCUGAACCGCUCCAGGUCGACAUCGCUCUCUCCAAGUAUGUACGGCUGUCGUUCCUCUCCGUUCCUCCAGAUCCUUCAACCACCGACAUUAGGGUGACGUGUCACUACCUCGCUCGACCAUUGGGCACUGCCGAUCAAGAUCAAACACACACAAUUCAACGGUCACCCUUGGGUGUGUAUAAGAUUAGGGAACCACUUCUUUCGUCCUGCGCCCUGCGCCCAUCUUUGAGACCCAUCCCUUGACCCCUUCGGCUGCCUGUUCAAUUCCUACUUCCAACCCAGUUGAACCGCCUCAGGGCAGUGUCCUCCAUAAACACCCAAGUUCGGAAAGCCUUACGAUCAUGGCCGCUGCAGCAGCUACAAGCACUGCCGACAACCAGACCACGGACCAUCCCCUUCCACUUCGAGCCGCAGGACGAGCCCAACCUUUGGUCAAGUCGACCACUUAUUCCCUCACCCCAUUCUCUCCUUCAGUACUCUCACAUCUAAAUCGAGCCUACCGAUCUCUACAGCCCACCAACCAGUCUCAAAAUGGCCACCAAUUCCCCACUGAGAGUUCUUUCCUCUCAUACAUGGCCACCCCCGAUUCCUCUGCCAUGUCUGCAUGGGUCUCUGAGGACUUGACCUAUCCCAUACCGUCCUACUAUAUUAGCUCUAGCCACAACACCUAUCUGUCCGGCCACCAACUUUACGGAGAAGCGAGCGGGGAUGCCUACACAAACGUCCUCAAUCGUGGAUGCCGCUGUCUCGAGAUUGAUGUCUGGGACGGUGAUAGUAGCGACUCUGAGACCAGUGAUUCUGAUCAAGAGGGCUACCCCGGAAACCAACCAAGGAGUGGUGGGCGAGAACGCUCUAGCUCAAAGGCUUCUCGAUGGACCAGAGUUAGGGCUAAAGCCUCUCGGAUGCGCUCACGGUCACGUAGCCAGUCUGGGGCUUUGCAUAGCCAUGACCACGCACCCGCCGAACCCAGGGGUGAUGCCCCAGUGCCCGAACAUCCUCAACCCCCAACCACGCGACCUCGUAAAUCCACUUCUGAGGGAUCUGCCUUGAAUCCUGCGUAUCUCUCGCCCCAGCAAUCACCAGCACUUCCUAUCAAGCCCGAACCGCGUGUCUACCAUGGCUACACACUCACCCAGCCAGUCACUUUCCGCUCCGUCUGUCAUGCCAUUCGAGCUUCUGCCUUUGUGAGCACCGAUCUGCCCUUGAUCGUGUCACUCGAGGUACAUGCAUCCCUGUCUCAGCAAGAAGUCAUGGUUCAAAUCAUGAAAGAUAUCUGGGCAGGUCUCUUGGUCGACAUUGGCUGCGACUCUGAUAUCCCCAUCCUGCCCAGCCCCGACAAGUUGAGAUCCAAGAUUCUAAUCAAAGUCAAGUGGACUCCAAAUUCACAGACUGGGGAAUCUAACAAUCCCCUUGAGCAGAUCACAAGCAAUUCCACCGAAGGUACUGUCGAGGAUGACGGCGUCAUCUCUGCCUCAGAAAAGAAGGCAAAAAAGGUACUGGCUGCGCUUUCUGAGCUUGGAAUAUAUACUCGCGCCUAUACUUUCAAAAGCUUCUCCCAACCUGAAGCCGCCUUCCCAACCCACGUGUUUAGUUUGUCCGAGAACAAGAUGCAUACCAUUCACCCCGACCCGGCGAAUGGUCCUGCCUUGUUUAAACAUAACAAGAACUUUCUGAUGCGCGUCUUUCCCAAGGGAACUCGAAUUAGCAGUUCUAACGUGGAUCCAACAUUUCAUUGGAGACAGGGUGCUCAAAUGGUGGCCUUGAACUGGCAGAAGCUGGACAAGGGCAUGAUGCUCAACCAGGGCAUGUUCGCCGGCACCCAUGGCUGGGUCCUCAAGCCCGAUGGAUAUCGCACAGAGCGUCCCGACAAAUUACUCAUCGACAAAUCAGCGGGUGGCCCGGCUAAACGUACCUUGGAUCUCACCAUCAUCCUUCUGGCAGCACAGAACUUACCACUACCGGCAGACAAAGACGCUGCAUAUGGUUCGAAAAUCAAGCCUUACGUCAAGUUUCAACUGCAUGUCGACACUCACGGACCCCCUGGUCAAGGCGGCGCUCGAUAUGACGGCAAUACUUCCGGUGGGGACGAUCUUGACGAGAUAAAUUUCAAGCGCAGAUCUGCUUCGUAUAGAACACAACAUCCCGACUUUGCCGGCGAAGCUGUAAGCUGGCUUAAAGUUCCAGACCUCAUGGACGAAUUGAGCUUUCUCAGGUACGUGUGCUUUGUUUCAUUGGCCUCGAAUCGCCUUUCGGGUCUGCUUAUGAAUGGCGCCCCUCGCACUCAUGCAUCUGUACGCGUGACCGGUUUUCCAUAUGACCGCUUCGUUCUUACUACCUGGGGAGCCCAAGGCAUUCCAUCUUAUCAGACAGAACGUGAUUGGGCCUGCAGUGAUUGCCAUUCCUAGUGAAAUCGGCAAUCCAUGCCGACCGCAUUUGGUUCAUUGGCUGCACUGGUUCACGGCCCUAGCCAGAUCUUCGACCUGCCACCUGGUUCGAUGCUCACCAGCGGCACAAUUCUUCCAGAGAAUCUCACGGAAUGUCAGAGACAUGUCGACAUUUCUCCCACUGCCGCAUGUGAUUCCGAGACUUGAUAACGAUAUGUCACUCGAUGAGCCGUGUGAACGCCGUCGCGUGCGACAAUUGGUCGCUUCGGAAAUAGUACACCAUCUCGUUACACAACGUCCUGGCCCUCCUUCUUUCGCCUCUGGAUUCCUUCUGGAUUUGACAUUGUGACCAGUCAUGUCGUGCCUUGACCGAUGACUGACCUUUGACCCCUGCUAAUUGUUGCUAUUAGGUUGAAGAUCAAGGACGAUCGUUCCAUGGCCAAAAAUACCUUACUGGCAUGGGCCUGUAUUCGACUUGACCGCCUUCAGUCUGGUUACCGUUUUAUUCAUUUACUCGAUGCGACGGGCAUGCCAUCCCCCGGCGCCUUACUGGUCCACAUAUCAAAAGUGCUUUCUUGACCGAAAAGGAAACCCGCAAAACGACCGAAGUGGCCCACCUGAUCUCUCGACUAUAUCGCUCAUCUCGUCCAAUUGGCAUGUCUUGGACUGUCUUCAAACACGACUUCCAACCGAACCAUAGUGGAGAAAGCUAACCCUCACGAAUCAGAUUCCGCGAUCACUCUCAAAAACAUUUCCGGCAAUAAACUUGGUCCUAGCCAAGUCACCUUCGGAGAGUUCUUCGACUCUAAUUCGACCUAACCGCCCUUAGAGACACUGGGAAUCCCCUUGACGAAGCAUCAAUGUACAGCGACAUCGCCUGUCGAAGCUAGACAUUUACCUACCUUGUUUUCACUCUUACACCGGAAUUCCAACAUUUCCAAUCGCCACAGCUGACUGUGAGGUAAAGAGUCGCCGUCAUCAGUGAUGCACCUUUCCAGGAACAUCAUUGAUUUAAGCCAAUAAACACCAUCACGAGCAGCCUCGCCUAAGCUGGUCCCACUAAUCAUCUCCGUCUGCACCGCGGUAAACUUCUGACUGUGCCAUCUUUCUCACUUCUAUCGUCCUGCUGCUUGCAAUACCCAGUAGAGGGCUGAAUUCGAUCUUGUUCUUACAGCGCCAUGAUCAAAAGUUGGGGAAGAUUUGCAAAUACGCACUGACAUUCCAGACUAAGGAGGACAAGAUACAGCACUAGUCGCACACAAGCCCUUGGUAAUGUCGAGUGUCACAAGACCAGCGGCUAUGCUAGAGAUCUGAUUUACCGCUCUGUCGGUUUAGAGCUAUCAGCGAUAUCCAUUGAUCACCGAACUCCCGGGAGUCGUACUCAAAAAGGAACUUUGCAUCAUUGACAUGACGCACCAUCUCUUUCAAACACGCUUGUAGCAAGGGCUGGAUCCAAGCCGCACAUCUCAUGAUUCGUGUUGAGCCUGCCUUGGAACAGUUGAUCGCUUAGACACCCCUCUCAUGAGGGAAGUGGCCAUGGAACAAACCAAAUACAUGCUGUAUAUCAGCGAGCUAUAAAGCAGAGUUGAUUCCUCUGCGUUUCACUUGCACCUUUCCACCAUCUCCAAACCUUGCUUUUCUCACUCAGACUUUACUUCGAUUCGAAAGGUCCACUUGAGAUUCACAAUGACCAUCCCUCGCCCACGUACUGACCCAAGAGAGGUCAAGCAGGAGCUGAUCGGAAGUAGUCUUCCAAAAUGCAAGCCUAGCACAGGAAUCCGUGAGCGACCGAUGAAUGGCGUGCGGUGCCCCAAAUGCAAGGCAAAGGGAAA